CAUUGCAGCGGAUCGCGGAUGGGAAAAAAAAACCAGCUGAAGGAUUCGUGAUUUUGACAGACGGCCGCUACACCAAAGGCCGCAACGAACACGACAGGGGCACCACUACACCAAUACGGCGACUGGUAUACGGCACAAUGGCACAAAUCAAUUUCCUCCUGCACGAGACCCCCGCGGGGUACGCCAUCUUCGAGGUGGUGCACCAGGCCGACAGCGUUGGCCUCCGCCUCAAGGAGGUGCAGGACUCGAUGGCCGAUCUGUCCAAGUUCGGCAAGAUGGUGAAGCUGGCGAAUUGGUCGCCGUGGCCUGAGUUCCACGAGGGUCUGCAAAACAUGAACGAGAUCUCCGAGGGCCUGGUCACCGACUUCCUCAAGAACGCGCUCGAGCUCACGCUCCCCAAGACGAGCGGCAAGAAGACCAAGGUCGUGCUAGGCGUGGCCGACAAGAAGCUGGCGAGCGAGAUUAGCGCCCUCUUCCCCGGCGUUGAGUGCGAGACCAUGGACACGUCCGAGGUGGUGGCCGACUUGCUGAGGGGCAUCCGCAUGCACGCCGAGAAGCUGCUCAAGUCCCUGCACGAGGGUGACAUCCUGCGCGGCAGCCUCGGUCUCGGCCACGCCUACUCGCGCAACAAGGUCAAGUUCAACGUGCACCGCAACGACAACCACAUCAUCCAGCAGAUCGCCACCCUCGACGCCCUCGACAAGGGCAUCAAUGCCGGCUGCAUGCGCGUGCGCGAGUGGUACGGCUGGCACUUCCCCGAGCUCAUCAAGAUCGUCUCGGACAACGUCACGUACGCCAAGCUGGUUCUCGCCAUCGGCGACAAGAAGUCGCUCGAUGACAGCAAGCUGCACGACCUGGCCCUGAUCCUCAGCGAGGAUGGCGAGAAGGCGCAGGCGAUCCUCGACGCUGCCAAGAUCUCCAUGGGUCAGGACAUCUCGGCCCCCGACGUCGAGAUGGUCAAGUCGUUCGCCACCAGCGUCACCAACAUGGCCGCCUACAGGAAAGUGCUGUCCGAGUCGCUCGAGAACAAGAUGGGCAUCGUUGCCCCCAACCUGCAGGUCAUCCUGGGCACCCCCGUGGCCGCCCGCCUCAUCUCUCACGCCGGCUCGCUCACCAACCUGUCCAAGUACCCGGCCUCGACGCUGCAGAUCCUGGGUGCGGAGAAGGCCCUCUUCCGGGCGUUGAAGACCAAGGGAAACACGCCCAAGUACGGCCUGAUCUACCAGAGCACGUUCAUCGGCCGCGCCGCGCCGCGCCAAAAGGGCCGCAUCUCGCGCUUCCUGGCCAACAAGUGCAGCAUCGCGAGCAGGAUCGACAACUUCUCGGAGAACCCGAGCGCGCGGUUCGGCGAGGCGCUGCGCCAGCAGCUCGAGGAGAGGCUCGAGUUCUACAACUCGGGCAAGAAGCCAUCCAAGAACAGCGAGGCCAUGAAGUCGGCCAUGGACCUGAUCCUGGCCGACGGCGGCAACAUGGACGUGGACACGGAGAUGCUGGACCCCAACACGGCCUCGCACGUGGCAGCGGCGGCCGGGGCUGCGCCCAAGGACAAGAAGUCCAAGAAGGAAAAGAAGUCCAAGGACGAGGACGGCAGCAAGAAGGACAAGAAGGACAAGAAGCGCAAGUCGCUAGACCCGGACGCGAUGGAGGUGGACGGAGACAAGAAGAAGAAAAAGAAGAGAAAGUCGGAGGUUGCCGCAUAGGAGCCGUCCCCCGACGACGACGUCUUGGCUUCGGUUGUUUCCUUUCUCGCAUUUGCAAACUCUAUCGAUUCGCGUCCGCGGCCUGUGCGUUUCCCUUGAUUCAUAUCCCGGAGUUCUUGUGGGCUGGUUCAUUUGUAAGGGUCUCUCGGUGUUAAGGGCUUUUUCUUUCUCACUCCAAAACAUGUACAUCAUACCCAUCACAUUUACAGACAGAUGGAAUGAACAAAAAUCUACCGCCUGGACGUUGCCGUUAUUUAUGCUCGCGUGUGGGCAACACUUCUUCCCUCUUCGCUUUCUUGACAAAGAACAGAAUGCCAUCCAUACUCCAAUGCUGAGAUCUGUGCUUGGGUUUAUUAUAGGUGUAACUUGUUGUAAACCGACCUCUUUCGUG
Molecule: messenger RNA, 2091 nt
Organism: Gaeumannomyces tritici R3-111a-1
Lineage: Eukaryota; Fungi; Ascomycota; Sordariomycetes; Magnaporthales; Magnaporthaceae
Exons: 2
Coding region: 138-1700 (520 amino acids)
Cellular component (GO): box C/D methylation guide snoRNP complex; small-subunit processome
Molecular function (GO): snoRNA binding
Source: RefSeq, a predicted model, not a curated record